Ciona intestinalis (vase tunicate) is the source of this 926-nucleotide messenger RNA. NCBI's taxonomy places the organism in Eukaryota, Metazoa, Chordata, Ascidiacea, Phlebobranchia, Cionidae. The record is from RefSeq.
GUUAAAAAUAAACUGUAAACUCUUGGUUGCUUCAUAAACAGCAUAAAGGAUUAAUUUUGGUGAAAUAUGUCCGAUUAUGGGGAACAAAUCAGUGACAGCGAAAAACAACGGAUUGCCCAUGACUUUAUCACCCAUGCACCUCCCGGUGAAGUAGAAACUGUGUUUAGUGAUGUUCGGCAUCUGUUAAGCAAAGAUGGAAGUGCUCAUGGAGAAAGCAUGACUGCGUCACUUUCUAAGUACAGAGUCGACCAGUUUACUCCGGUUACCGUUGACAAAGAGAAAGUUCUUCUUACAAACCACGGUAAAUUGGACAACAACAGAUUUCUUGACCCAAGAUCAAAGAAAUCAUUCCAUUGCAACAUUCCUAAGGUUGAAAUAAGCGACAUUCAACCCGCAGAUGUGGAUUCGAAUGCAGAAAGUUGGAGGAACGAGAUAGAUAACGCGUUGGCCAAAUAUAUUAAAGAACAUUUUCCACACGGAACAUGCACUGUUUAUGGGACUUCCAACGGAGGCGAGACGACCAUCAUCGCUUGCAUCGAGGACCACAAGUUUAGUCCCGAGAACUUCUGGAAUGGAAGGUGGAGGUCGGAGUGGAAGAUUACUAUCGAAGAUGGAAACGCUAAAGUUGUCGGGAUACUUAAGACACAGGUUCAUUAUUACGAGGAUGGCAACGUACAGCUGGUGAGCCAGAAGGAAUGCAAAGACAAUCUUACUGUCAGUUCUGAGAAACAGCUUGCUGAUGAUGUCACAAAGCUUAUUAUGAAGUUUGAAUCCGACUACCAGCUUGCAAUAAACGACAAUUACAAUACAUUGUCGACGACCACCUUCAAAGCUCUUCGUCGCCAGUUGCCGGUCACUCGCACAAAAAUCGACUGGAACAAAAUUCUUGGUUAUCAGAUCGGAAAAGAAAUCGGGAAGUGACCCUC